CAGAAUGAAAACACCGAGCGGAUUUAUUCAGGAUAUCUAGUCCAACAUGUCCUGUCUAGGAAAGCUUCCAGUACGGACAAAAUCCGAGGAGCAGCUUUUCCAGGAGCGCCUGAGAAAAGUGGCGCAGGAGAAUGGAAGACGGCUGGGUAUGGACGGAGACCCAGAUCUUCAGUUCCUGUUGACCGGUGGGAAGCUGAUGAAGGUUCGCUCAAACAAGUGGCAGAAGGAGCGCAUCUAUAAACUGCAGGAAGACUGUCAAACCAUAUGGCAGGAGUCUAAGAAAACAAUAAAACAAGACCAGACCUUCCUCAUCGAUGACAUCGAAUCAGUGCGUAAAGGCCGUCGCUCCGAGGGGCUGAAAAAGUACACCGACCCCGCUUUUGAAGACAAGUGCUUCGCUAUCAUCUUUAAAGGACACAAGAAAAAUCUCGACUUGAUGGCAUCUUCCAAAGAAGAAGCAGAUCAGUGGGUCACCAGCUUGGAGAAGAUCAUGAACAACAUUCGCAACCUCAACCACAAGCAGAAGAGUGAACAUUGGAUCAUCAAUUGCAUGCGGAAAGCAGACAAGAACAAGGACAACAAGAUGACACUAAAGGAGUUGAAGCACUUCCUGCGGCAGGUCAACGUUGAGGUUGACGACGACUACGCUGAGGAUAUUUUCAAGAAAUGCACCAAGACAAAUGCAGGUUACUUGGAGGGCGACGAGAUAAAGCAUUACUACAACCUGCUAACACAACGUGAGGAGAUAGAUGUGAUAUUUACAAAUUAUGCUAAAUCAGAUGGUCAGAUGAGCCUCAACGACUUCAUGAAAUUCCUGCUGAACGAGCAGCGGGAGCAGGUGUCUGCAGAGGGCACCCUCAAGCUGAUUGAGAAAUAUGAGGUGGAUGAAACAGCAAAGCAGCAGAAGCGCAUGACCAAAGACGGCUUCCUGAUGUACCUGCAAAACGAGGAUGGAUCCAUCUUUAACCCAGCUCACAAAAAUUUAUAUCAGGACAUGAGUCAGCCCCUGAACCAUUACUUUAUCUCCUCCUCACACAACACCUACCUGAUGGAUGACCAACUCAAAGGGCCAAGCAGCACAGAAGCUUAUAUAAAAGCGCUGAUGAAGAGUUGUCGCUGUGUGGAGCUGGACUGUUGGGACGGACCCAACGGGGAGCCUGUUAUUUACCACGGCUACACUCUCACAUCAAAAAUUCUCUUCAAAGAUGUCAUUAGAGCCGUCAAGGACUUUGCAUUCAAAACUUCAGAUUACCCGGUGAUUCUGUCUCUGGAAAACCACUGUACAGUGACUCAGCAGAAACUCAUGGCCCAUCACUUGGUCUCCAUCCUGGGGGACGCUUUGGUCACAAAGCCUCUGGGUACAAAAAUGCCCACUAACUUCCCCUCACCUGAGGAGCUGAAGGGAAAGUUCCUGAUCAAGGGAAAGCGACUGAACAAACUGGAUGCAAUCUUCUCCAACAAUAAUACCAUAGAAGAAGACACAGUGUCUGAAGAGGACGAGGCUGAGGAGUGUAAAGAAAAUGGUCAAAAGCCAAAAGCAAAGAAAUCAAAGAUCAAACUUGCCAAAGAGCUGUCAGAUGUUGUCAUCUACUGUAAGAGUGUCCACUUCAACAACUUUGAACAUGCCAGAGACAGCCAGGCUUUUUAUGAAAUGUCAUCUUUCAAGGAGAGCAAAGCAUUCAAUCUGGCCGACACUUCAGCCACCGCCUUCAUUCAUCACAAUAUGGACAAACUCAGCAGGAUCUACCCUGCUGGCUCAAGGACAGACUCCUCUAACUAUAACCCUGUUCCCAUGUGGAAUGUUGGCUGCCAGAUUGUGGCGCUGAACUUCCAGACUCCCCACAAAGAGAUGCACAUAAACCAGGGGCGGUUUCUGCCGAAUGGUUUUUGUGGUUAUAUCCUGAAACCUGAAUUCUUGAGAAAUGUGUCCUCGCAGUUCAACCCCAACACACUGAGCAAAGGGCCAUGGCUGAAGAAGAAGACUUUUCAUAUCAUGGUGAUCUCGGCUCAGCAGUUGCCUAAACUCAACAAGGACAAGCAGAAGUCCAUCGUAGAUCCUUUGGUGAGAAUAGAAAUCUUUGGCGUCCCAGCAGACAACGCCAGCAAGGAGACGCACUACAUCAUUAACAAUGGGUUUAACCCAAUGUGGAAUGAGAAGUUCCAAUUUACCAUCCAUGUUCCGGAGUUGGCCUUGGUGCGGUUUUUGGUGGAGGACUACGACGCAGCAUCCCAGAAUGACUUCGUCGGGCAGUACUGUCUGCCGUUAACCAACAUUCAAAUGGGGUAUCGCCACAUCCCAUUACUCACCAAGAGGGGCGACGUCAUCUCUUCUGCAGGAGUGUUUGUGCACAUGAUACUCCUGGACGCACAGUAGGCGCUCGCGGGGAAAGUCAACGACAUAUUUGUUUACAAGGAUUGCAAAAUAUCAGACUUUUGCAUUCAUCUGUGCAAAUGUGCAAAAGUUUCUGCCUCUUUUUAUUUGUAACUUUUUAAACUGCUCUGAUAGGAGCUACCGUAGUUUAACAAAGCAAGAAUGACUAAACGAGUGAGCGAG
Molecule: messenger RNA, 2554 nt
Organism: Nematolebias whitei (Rio pearlfish)
Lineage: Eukaryota; Metazoa; Chordata; Actinopteri; Cyprinodontiformes; Rivulidae
Gene: plcd1a
Product: phospholipase C, delta 1a
Exons: 15
Coding region: 47-2374 (775 amino acids)
Biological process (GO): lipid metabolic process; phosphatidylinositol-mediated signaling
Molecular function (GO): calcium ion binding; phosphatidylinositol-4,5-bisphosphate phospholipase C activity
Source: RefSeq, a predicted model, not a curated record